GUCAAAGUAACUCCUCAUUCUACAAACUUGAACUUGCCAGGGGUGUUACUUUAACUAGAAGAGAAAACAUCAAACUUGUUGCAGAAUUUGUGAAAAAGAAAGGUUUUAAAAUAAAAUAUGGUAAUACCAAUUCUCUAUAUCUCACUUGCCUAGAUUCUUAUUAUGAAAAAUGCAAUCUAACUUAUGAUGCUGAGAAAGAUAUAAUCUCAAAACUAAAGUACUGA
Molecule: messenger RNA, 224 nt
Organism: Funneliformis geosporum
Lineage: Eukaryota; Fungi; Glomeromycota; Glomeromycetes; Glomerales; Glomeraceae
Source: the annotation of a GenBank genome assembly